Molecule: messenger RNA, 2243 nt
Organism: Priapulus caudatus
Lineage: Eukaryota; Metazoa; Priapulida; Priapulimorpha; Priapulimorphida; Priapulidae
Exons: 16
Molecular function (GO): protein binding
Source: RefSeq, a predicted model, not a curated record
GGUCGGGCGCCGGUGGGGACAUAGUGUUUAGCGUCGGCGUGCGGGCCGUCAUUCAGUGCCAGUCCGCGCUCGAGAGCAAGCAGGAGGUGUCCGAAGUCAGCUGGCAUCUCAACUCCACCGUCAUCGCGAGAUGGGCGAAGAUCGGCAAGGUGAUCCACGGCCCGCGGCACGGUAUCGACGACAAACAUCGGCUGGAGAUAAAGGGGGUGAGCUGGGACGACGUCGGCAUGUACGCGUGCGGCACCAACAACCAGGCGCCCGGUCCCGCGCAGAGACUCAUCGUGCAAGACGUGCCGUCCGCCGCCGGGCGUGCCGGUCAGGGUGGCCGUGACGUCUGCGGACCGUCGACUCGCGUUGGUCACCGAGCGCGAGAACCACGGCUCGCCCAUCACGCACUACGCUUGUUCGUUAUCGAAGUUGUGAGCGCCAUCUGGUGCUCGUCGCCGAGUGGUUGCGGCGCCCCUCUGGUGCUCAUCUCCCAAGUUGUGAGGCGCCCUCUGGUGCUCAUCGUCGAGUUGCGCCGACCGCUUGGGCCGCAUCUGGAACCGGUCGACGGAGGUGACGGUGGCGCCGUCUGCGAGCCCGCGCUGCCGCGUCGGGCGUCUGCGUCCGAGCACGUCCUACGCGUUCCAGGUGUUUGCGGUGAACUUGCGGCCGUCGGUCGCAGCCUGCCGAGCCUGCCAUCCGCGCUCGUGCUCACUCAGCGCGAAAGUCCUAGAGGAGUCGUGCGAGACAUCGGCGUCGACAACGUCACGCAGACGUCCGUCAACGUCAGUUGGGUGGCGCCCCCUGCCGACGAGGUUCACGGCGAGCUCGUCGGAUACAGAAUCUCUUACCAGAAAAAAAACGAUCAGAUACUCCUGGAAAAAUACGUCCACCAUCCGAUGCGGAGCGUGGUCCUGCGGGAGUUGGUGGGAAACUUCACGCCCUACGUGCUCACAGUGCAGGUGGACAAUGGCGGAAACACGUACGGACCCCCCGUGCAGGUCUCCUUCAACACGUGGGAGGGAGCUUCCGUCAGCACAGUCGGCGACCUCGCGAGUGCUGGAGCAGAACGGACACGUCAGAUCAUCGUGUGCGCUGCUACAACAGCGCAAGCGCCGGCCCGCCCGCCGGCACACGUCGCUUCAGCUACAAAGGCGUCAAUGUGCCAAACGAUCGCUCAACAACAAGGCAAGAACCUGAUCGAUCAUCGUACCGCCGGACAACUACGCAGCUGCAACGAUGAGAGAAGCUGCGGUAACUACUCGCUCAACAACAAGGAGAACCUGUCGAUCAUCGUCCGCGGCAACUACCGCAGCUGCACGAUGGAGAAGCUGCGAGCGCACACGACAUACCUGGUGCGCGUCGUGGCGUCGACCAGCAAAGGUCAGGGAGAGGUCAGCGACGUGCUCACCGCCGUGACCGACGUCAAAGGUCCCGGAGCGCCGAGCAAUGUGAGCGCCAACUCGCUGUCUCCACACAGCGUCGCCGUUGCGUGGCGCGCGCCCACCCGCAUCUACGGCACCAUCGACUUCUACUACGUGCAAGUAUGGCGGCUCCCCGACGCCACACCCACCGCCGCCGCCGCCGAGAGCUCCGGGGAUGCUGCGGAGGAUGAGGAGGAUGAGGAGGCUGAAGAAGAUGAGGGGAAGGAGCGCGCGGCGAUGAGGGUCGAAGAGCCGAAGAAGCUCGUGCGGACGGUCGAGGUCGCUGUGGUUACGAGCGACGGCGGCCCCGCGCAGAAACAAGAGCUGGUCGUCGGGGAGCUGGCCGCGUCGUCGCGCUACGAGGCGAGGGUUGCCGGCGUCGCCCGCAGCAUGUACCGCGAGCAGCAGCAGUACCGCGGCGACUACUCACCCGCCGCACGCUUCACGACGCCCGAGGCACUGCCACUGGAUGAGGAUGGAGCAGGCAUGAACGUGGGUGUCGUCGUCGGCGUGGUGUGUACCGUCGUGCUGCUGCUGGUCGCACUCGUUAUCUACGCAUUCAUCACGAUUUCUGGUACACAGCGCGGCCGGUCGGUCAUGAGCCUACCUGUCCGCGUGUUUAGCAAGACCAAGCUGCGAGCGAGACUGACGUCAACGGACGCGCAAGUGGGCCGCGCGCCGACGGUCGUCGUCGUCAUCGUCAUCGUCGUCUGCGGUAAAUUGUCACGCGACGUAGGAGGUUGUGUCGCCGUGUCACCGAACUGCGUAGAUGGCGACGCUGUUAUUAUAUGCGCAAUUGUCAACGCAAUGAGAGAAGUUGUCGCCGAGGUGUAG